This is a messenger RNA of Drosophila rhopaloa, 1129 nucleotides long. RefSeq names its product lipase member H-A. The record is from RefSeq and is a predicted model, not a curated record. The transcript is spliced from 4 exons. Lineage: Eukaryota; Metazoa; Arthropoda; Insecta; Diptera; Drosophilidae. Gene Ontology annotation, molecular function: lipase activity. Bases 23 to 991 code for a protein of 322 amino acids. Gene Ontology annotation, biological process: lipid metabolic process.
UUCGAGAGCGUGAAGUGUAGACAUGGCCAAGUCCAGUUUUUGUCUAGUCCCGAUCCUGUGCCAGUUUUUGGGAUUACACGCCGCUCUGCUGGAUUCUUUGGUGGAUGAGAGCAAGAUUUACUAUCUGAAAUCAUCGGGGGAUGUGCUCCUGGAAAAUGUGGACAUGUUAGAGUCGGUGGAAGCCGUCAAGUUGAUCGUUCAUGGUUAUCUGGGAUCACGCACCCAUGGCUCUAUAAUGCCUUUGAGAAAUGCUUACACAGCCCAAGGUUAUGAGAAUGUGCUGGUGGCUGACUGGGGACCAGUGGCCAGUUUAGAUUAUCCCACCUCCCGCUUGGCUGUUAAGAAAGUGGCUCGGAUUCUGGCGAAAUCAUUGAGAGACUUCCUCCAGCGACAUGGCGUAAAUCUAGAAAGUGUCCAUGUCAUAGGUCACAGCCUGGGAGCUCAUAUUGCAGGGCGCAUUGGCCUCUACUUUAAUGGCACUUUGGGCAGAGUUACGGGAUUGGACCCGGCACUUCCCCUUUUUUCAAGUCGAUCGGAUGAUAGUUUGCACUCGAAUGCGGCUCAGUUUGUGGAUGUGAUCCACACAGAUUACCCUCUGUUCGGAGACAUAAGACCUCGAGGGAAAGUCGACUUUUAUCCCAAUUUCGGGCAGGCUCCACAACCAGGAUGCGAAAAUUUGGAUGUGGUUGCAGCCAGUAAGCUACUGCAUGAGGCUUAUAGUUGCAGUCACAAUAGGGCAGUCAUGUUUUACGCAGAAUCUAUUGGAAUGAAGAACAAUUUUCCAGCCAUUUCAUGCAGUCUGAGGGCAAUUAAAAGUCGACAAGUUAAAAACUGCUUAAAAGACAAAUCUGAAUCAAACAAAACUGGUAUUGAUGAUAAAGAUCAAACCGUAUUUAUGGGCGAACAUGUCAAUCAAAACGCCACCUUGUAUUUUUAUUUGGCAACCAAUGCAGCACCACCCUACGGCCAAGGCAAGAACUCACGUUUUUAGUUGUUUUUUAAGAACGAACAAUAGGUGGCGACUGUUGACCAUCUAUGCAAAUAUGUAUUUGUAUAACAAUAUAAAUAUACCUAGUUUUAUAUUAAUCUAAACAGAAAAAUAAAUAAAAGCAAACAGUAUUAAAAAUAA